UGCACGGAGGCGCCGGUGCUUCCCGUCGGGGGUCAAGCGCAGCAACAACCGCCGCCGCCGCCGCCUCACUACAACGGCGAGCGGGGCAUCUCGGUGCCGGACCACGGCUACUGCCAGCCCAUCACCAUCCCGCUGUGCACGGACAUCGCCUACAACCAGACCAUCAUGCCCAACUUGCUGGGCCACACCAACCAAGAGGACGCGGGCCUGGAGGUGCACCAGUUCUACCCGCUGGUCAAGGUGCAGUGCUCGGCCGAGCUCAAGUUCUUCCUCUGCUCCAUGUACGCGCCCGUCUGCACCGUCCUGGAGCAGGCGCUGCCGCCCUGCCGCUCCCUCUGCGAGCGGGCGCGCCAGGGCUGCGAGGCGCUCAUGAACAAGUUCGGCUUCCAGUGGCCCGACACGCUGCGCUGCGAGAAGUUCCCCGUGCACGGCGCCGGCGAGCUCUGCGUGGGCCAGAACCUCUCCGAGCGCGGCACGCCCACCCCCUCGCUGGGGCCCGAGUUCUGGACCAGCCACCCCCAGCUGCUGCGGCCCGGAGGAGGAGGCGGUGGGGCAGCCGGUGGUGGGGUGGCCGCCGGAGGGGGAGGAGGAGGGGGCCACCUGGCGGAGCGGGCCGGCAGGUUCACCUGCCCCCGGGGGCUCAAGGUCCCUUCUUACCUCAAUUACCGCUUCUUGGGCGAGAAGGAUUGUGGCGCCCCCUGUGAGCCGGGCCGGCCUUACGGGCUCAUGUACUUUGGACCGGAGGAUCUGCGCUUCUCCCGCACCUGGAUUGGCAUUUGGUCGGUGCUGUGCUGUGCAUCCACCCUCUUCACCGUCCUCACUUACCUGGUGGACAUGAAACGCUUCAGCUACCCCGAGAGACCCAUCAUCUUCCUCUCGGGUUGCUACACGGCUGUGGCCGUGGCCUACAUCGCAGGGUUCCUGCUGGAGGAGAAGGUGGUCUGCAACGAGCGGUUCACGGACGACGGCUCGCGGACGGUGGCCCAGGGCACCAAGCGGGAGGGGUGCACCAUCCUCUUCAUGAUGCUCUAUUUCUUUGGCAUGGCCAGCUCCAUCUGGUGGGUCAUCCUCUCUCUCACUUGGUUCCUGGCUGCUGGGAUGAAGUGGGGCCACGAGGCCAUAGAGGCCAACUCGCAGUACUUCCACCUGGCUGCUUGGGCUGUCCCUGCCAUUAAAACCAUCACAAUCUUGGCAUUGGGACAGGUGGACGGAGACAUCCUCAGUGGUGUCUGCUUUGUGGGCAUCAACAAUGUGGAUGCUUUGCGGGGCUUUGUGCUAGCACCAUUGUUUGUUUACUUGUUCAUUGGCACGUCCUUCCUGCUGGCUGGAUUUGUCUCCCUCUUCCGCAUCAGGACCAUUAUGAAGCAUGAUGGCACCAAGACAGAAAAGCUAGAAAAACUGAUGGUGAGGAUAGGGAUCUUCAGCGUCCUGUACACUGUGCCUGCCACCAUUGUCAUUGCUUGCUAUUUUUACGAGCAAGCUUUUAGGGAACAGUGGGAACGGAGUUGGUUUGCUCAGAGCUGCAAGAGCUACGCUAUCCCUUGCCCAAGCAACCACCACCAUCCACCCAUGAGCCCUGACUUCACAGUCUUCAUGAUCAAAUAUCUCAUGACCUUAAUUGUAGGAAUCACUUCGGGCUUCUGGAUCUGGUCAGGCAAAACCCUGAAUUCCUGGAGGAAGUUCUAUACCAGAUUUACCAACAGCAAGCAAGGGGAAACAACAGUGUGAAGUCUGCACAACCAGCUAAGGAUAAGCAGGCAUAAGGACUCAAGGACUGUGGCAAAAGAGUGCAGGAGAGACAUACAACCAGUCUCUGAAAUCUUCUUGGUUGGCAACUUUUCUUUCCAGCCCACAGGAGCCUAAACAUAAAGAAACUGGUGAAGAGAGAUGCCCCUCCCACACACACACUUCUUGUCUUCUGCUGGACUGAAUUUACUGUAAAGUUGAGAAUGUGACUUUGAGGUUUUUGUAAAUAGCCUCUGUAAGAUUUUGUAAGUAUGUUUGUAUUUAAAUUGAAAAGCUCUCACUUUUGUAAUUAUUUAGAACUUUUUUAACCCCUUUACAGACUUUCUCCUCUGUUUUUAAAGGAAAAGAAAAAAAAACCCAAUCCUCUUGUUUUAUUUUUAGGGAACACUUGAAAAGUAGGAACCAAAAUGAGCCCAAUGCCCUUCUCUGUCCUUGGUCAUCCCCCCCCCCCCGCACAUCCUACAUACGAGUAUGUCACGAUGACCUUAUUAAACCACUCGGUCCAGGAAUUAAGUUGAUUGAUUCCUAACUGGCCAUAAUUCUGGAAUCAUACUCAAGACACAAACACCCCUUGUGUCAGUAAAACUAAUGGGAAAGUUGUUCUGAUUGUGAGUACAGAGAUGUAGCUGAUUUGAUCAGUGCUGCAUAUCAGCAGCUGCAACUGCCUUCUUUGCUUAAGGAUGAUCUGAAGGAAUAAAGGAGCCAACAGUUUAACCUGUUCCACAUCUCCUGUAGGAGGAGUGGGAAGGGAAUUGCAUGUUACUCAACUGUGUGCCAAGCCCUUGCCUAAGAAAACUUUCUCUAAUCUGUAAAACUCUUCAUGAGAGCAAAUACCUGAACCCUCCCUGAAAGGUGUGACCUGUUUUAAAGAAAUAUAGAACUGGCUGGUUGUCACAGAUUAUCACCUGCGCCAAACAGCUACUCCUGUAACAUGUGUCUGAAAGUUUGUAAGAACUGUAACUUUUCCUGUUUUUGUGUGAUAUAUUGAACCCACAGUUUGCUUUUUGAGCUGUGAAGGAACAGUUUGUCCCAGAUGCAGAAACCAGGCCUUUCAGUUGUUGUCGUUACCCUUUAGGGAGGAGGAAUUUGUGCAUUCCGGUUGCUUUUAAGGUAGAUUUUUGGUUUGAUUUCCCUGGUUGUUCAGUGUGCUGGGAAGGACUGCCGGGAAGGCAGGAUAGAGCUGAUCUUGUAAACUAAUGCAGUCUGGCCAAGAAUAAACCCAUUAAAAUUUUGUAGCAGCUAGGAUUAUCCAGAUUUUCAAAGUAUUUAUAACAUUGACAUUUCAUUCCUACGUAUCUUUGUAACUGGUAAGUUUUAAUUCCAUCUUGUUAAUAGGUGAUUGAAAGGCAUGGAGAUUUAUGCCACCAGGGGGAAAAAUUAACUGAAAGAUAUGGUAUGAAAACCCAAAGAAACUACAAGCCUGAUUUUUCAAUAUCAUAAUUUAUAUGUAAAGCUAAAAAAGCCUGUGUAUGAUUGGUUUGUGCUCUCUCUAAAGCGUUAUGGCUCAUAUUUCCUUAAUAAGAUGUGUCAAAUUUAACUGGCAAACACAUUUUAAUAUUCAAUCCUUUGUACAGCAGAACCAAUUUGCUGCUCUGAUUGUACCGUUUCAAACUUUUUAAAAUAUAAGCACCUGUCGUAAAUAUUAUCUAUGACUUACCCUACUAUAAAAUGCAUAGCUGUGUGAAUUUGGUAUGCAUUUAUUUCUGUUCAAUAUUGAAAGAUCAUUUAUAU
Pogona vitticeps (central bearded dragon) is the source of this 3477-nucleotide messenger RNA. It is a transcript of the gene FZD1, whose product is annotated as frizzled class receptor 1. Gene Ontology annotation, molecular function: Wnt receptor activity; Wnt-protein binding. The record is from RefSeq and is a predicted model, not a curated record. Lineage: Eukaryota; Metazoa; Chordata; Lepidosauria; Squamata; Agamidae. Gene Ontology annotation, cellular component: plasma membrane. Gene Ontology annotation, biological process: canonical Wnt signaling pathway; non-canonical Wnt signaling pathway.